CUCUGUCACUCCCAUCAUGGAAGCUCUGCAGAAGUCUAUGCAAAAUACCCCUCCCAAAGCCAGUUCUCAUGUGAUGUGGUGGGGUACACUGGGCACUGUGCGACCCUUCCCCAACUUCAACUCAGAGAAGGAUGCGCGCGACAUUCAAACUGCCUUGGAGAGCAAAGACAGAGACAUGAACACUCUGGUGAGAAUCCUGACCAAUCGAAACAAUGCUCAGAGACAGAGCAUCGCAGAGUCCUACCAUAACCUCACACAGAAGGAGUUAUGUCCUGCCCUGAAGAAAGCUCUGUCAGGUGGGCCGGAGCAACUCAUGCUGGGGCUGAUGAUGACCCCCUCUCAGUUUGACGCCCAUCGCCUCAGACAGACCAUGGAGGGUAUUGGUACAGAUGAAGAGAGUCUAUUGGCUGUGUUGUGUACCAAAUCACCACAGCAGCUUAAAGAUGCCACUAUUGCCUACAAACAGGAGUUUGGACGUUACUUGGAGAAUGAUCUUAUCAGUGAGACUAGUAAAGACUUCACUAAGCUGGUACUGGCCAUACUCAAGAAGGAGGAGCUGAAUUCAAAGGAGAUGGUUGAUGAUCAGCUCAUUGACCAGGAUGUUAAGGUGAGUGUUCUUCCUCAAAGCCCAAAAUUACCUCCAGAAAGUUCCUUCAAUUAA
Salvelinus namaycush (lake trout) is the source of this 661-nucleotide messenger RNA. Its product is annotated as annexin A2-like. NCBI's taxonomy places the organism in Eukaryota, Metazoa, Chordata, Actinopteri, Salmoniformes, Salmonidae. The record is from RefSeq and is a predicted model, not a curated record. Bases 17 to 661 code for a protein of 214 amino acids. The transcript is spliced from 7 exons. Gene Ontology annotation, molecular function: calcium-dependent phospholipid binding; calcium ion binding. Gene Ontology annotation, cellular component: cytoplasm.